AUGCCUGCCAACAGACCCAAGUUGGCCCAACUGGCCACGCCUGUCACCAGUACCUUUCCCUCGGAGACCAUCUUCUCUGCCUCGACUCCAUUAUCAGCCAGGCCUAUGUCUUGCAAGGACCUCCCCAUCAAGACGCCCAUCAGCCCGCCUACUGCCUACACGGACUUCCUCAAGCACAUGUCUCUCAACUCCCCAGCUGGCUUCAAGCCUUCAGCAUCUGGUGCGACCACGCCCGAGUCUACGCCAGACUCGUUACCCUCGACUGCAACCAGCGAGCAAACAGACGUCUCUUGCAAGUGUGAACACGAACACAAGACCCCGGUCACUGCACCACCUGUCCCGCCAAGCCCGUUCACACAACUGCCAAUGUCAGCACCUCCCACCGGUGCAAACUCUUUCCCGAGCCUCAAGAUCCCGCCCUCGCCAGCGGUAUCACACAUGGACUCACCCAUGAGCGCGCGGUCGCCAUUCAGCGCCAGAUCCAUUCAUUCGGCGUUCGACUGGGACGCAGCUCUCAGAGCCAAAAGAUUGAACGACGCCAAGAAGCCUUCAAGGACGAGUGUACGUCACAUUCGCGAGGUUGUCACGCGAACGGUGACUUAUACGCCGAGGAUGAAUCCCGCGCCAAAGGGCAAGAGGAGGAAGGUGGAAUGA
Colletotrichum graminicola M1.001 is the source of this 654-nucleotide messenger RNA. RefSeq lists its product as uncharacterized. Bases 1 to 654 code for a protein of 217 amino acids. NCBI's taxonomy places the organism in Eukaryota, Fungi, Ascomycota, Sordariomycetes, Glomerellales, Glomerellaceae. The record is from RefSeq and is a predicted model, not a curated record. The transcript has a single exon.